AGGCAUUGAUCAGACCUGCUACCCCCCUAAUUAGACACCAUUGCUGUGUCCCUCCUUUGUAAAAAUGAGGCCUGCUACGGUCUUAAAGAUAAUAGUUUUCAGGAGUGCAGCACAAAACACAAGCAUUUCAGAGGCUGACUUAAAGAAAAUGAAAGCUAAGCCCCUAAAGGCGGGGACUUUGUUUUUAACUGUCCCCUAAGAUGUGGUGGUGUCGGAAAUAGAAUGUGGCUUUCUUAGAAAUGGGUCAUACAAAGCUAAAUGAUGAAGAUCCCACUUGAGGAAAGGUAUUUUUAAACUAAAUUUGUUUUUUUUUUAACUGGUAAUUUCUUGAGCAACAGGCAGUUUAUUGGUAUAGGUCCGCCUGGUGGAAUUCUGGCGCUUUGAACCUUGUAUCAUAGCAUUUUGGGUUAAGCAGUGACUAGUUAAGGAAACCACUUGGGGUAGCAAUUCACCAACAACCCACCUAUGAAUAUUUAUAAGCUUUCCAUUCCCUAGGUAAUUAAAAAUAUAUUUUUUAAACCUACUAACUGUCUACUGCUCCUCAAAUGGACAGAAGUAGGAAAACGGCUGUUUCCCUCAUUCUAUACCUCAUGAACCUUGGAUGGGAAAGCUCUGGUGAGUCUCUUCUGACCCUUCCCCAGUCUGCAUGGCCGAGCACUUGAGGUUUGAUGGAGAUUACACACGGGCCACAGAUGCUGCUGGGCUGUACUCAUUUGCUAAGAUGAGCAGCUCUCCAAAGAACCCCAGCUCCCACUGCAUUCCAUUUCAGUGAGCUGCUCUUGAUGGCCCCGUCCCAGGUAGGGGAGUCAAAGAACAAGCUGGCCUAGAACCUGCCCAUGUGUCGUCCGCUCACUGCUCAGGCCCAGCCAACUGGCUCAGUCAGUGUCAUUCUCACUUUCUCUGUGGUCUUUAGAAGAAAAAAUGGAGCCCUUCUAAUUCUGAGAGGGCCAAAGUGGGAAAGGGAAGGAGAGGGAGGGGCAGAGUGGGAUGCCUAAGGUCUUAAUUUUUGGGGAGAAGUUCAAAGGUAUUGGAAUAUGAAAACUUGGAAGGAUGAAGAAACUGGCUAAGGUAAGAUACCUUUGUUACCACUGAGCCUUUACUCCUGGAAAAUUAUUUAUAAAACUAUGCAAUAACUAGAGUUAUGUAAUAUUGCCUUGUAUUUAUAUAGAAUUUUAUUCUUUGUGUACCUUCAUGUAUAACAUGAACCCAGCACUUAUCUCAUGUUUUUACAUAGAUCAUUACCUUAAUCCUUACAACACUGAAGGAGCGGUUUGCCCCAUUUACCUGUGAGUGGUCAUUUAAAGCAGGGCCAUGUAACAAGUGAUGAAUGUUCAAAUCUAAGACCUAAAUCCAGAUUCUCUUUGUUCUGCCAUGCUGUUUGUUCAACCACCUGUAAUCCCCACCCAGAUCUGUGGAGAACCUGAGAAAGGGGUGUGUAGUCUAUUUUUAGGUAGGGAUGGUGACAGAUUUCAGGGUGUGCCUUAGGCAGCGUCACCAGCAGCAAAUCAGACUGGAAUUUAAGUCUCCUGAUUUCUGGGUCUGUCCACCACCACCCCUCUAAGCAUGUAAGAGCAUUUAUAAAUGCUGCAGCUAGUAGUAAGCAGUUUGGUGCAUACAUUUUUUGUCUCAUUUCUGCAAAACUGAAUGUUAAUCAACAUGGGGCUUUGUUGUUUAUAGGGCACUUUCAUAUACAGAAGACAUAUGCAAGAAAGCUUAUUCAGCUCCUCUUUUUCUCCCUUCAAACAUAGUCUCAUCAAAGCACAUGCAACUUCCUUUCCCAGUGCCACUCUAAGUCAUGUGGACACAAACACAAGAAAUCAGUAGGAUUCAAAAGUAAGAAUAAAAAAUGCUCACUGAUCCUGAUCGUGACUUCUGUGUUCCCCUGUUUGGGGGUGGAGAGACCCAGCGAUAACACCACAUGUCUCUGCUGACCACGAUCAGGAAGCUGAAAAGGAGGAGAGCAAGUGUGAAGUUUUGGGAUAAGUCUCUGACCGUGAAGAUAGCACAAGAGGCCAGUGGUGUACUUUCCUGGAAGAUAGCACCUAGAAUUUAUAAGCAUUAAGGCAGGCCUCGUAUUUUGAAAUCUCUGAAGGGGAUCCAUUGUGCAACCAAGGUAAUGAACCACUGCAGUCAGGUGAAGCCUGCAGGCCAAGGUGUGUGUAAUCCAAUGCGGUGGGAGGCGGGGGUGGAAGAUCUGGAGAUGCAGUGUUCUAAGUGGUUUCAGCAAAACCAUUGGCUGCCCUGGGGUCCUUCUAUUAACCCUUGUUAAGAUUCUGUGACCUAACUUACUUUAUUUGUAUUUUAAGUGAAUGUAUCAAAUAUUUAUAUGAGCAGACUAGGUUUUACAUGUGUUUCUGUUCCUCAUUUAUCAAUAUGACUUUUUAGAUUUCUGCUUGUAUUUCAUCUCCAGAUCUGAGAUUUCACAGACCUGCACCCAAGUUCAGAACCCCCAAUCCUGCACAAAUCAUGUGAACCUAGUGGAUUGAGUACUAGACAGUGGGAGGAACUCAGGUGGAGGAUCACCAAUAUGAAGACACCUCCCAAGAGCUGCCCAGCAACAGCCUGCAGCCAGGGCCCUGGGAGGUUCACUGAGUCCAUCUCCUCAUUUGGUUGGGUGAACAAGUCUGCUCCAGAGCAGGAAGUCUCUGAAAUUGAGUCACCGGGGACAGUAGGAAACAGGCUCCAAGAGGAUGAAUCCCGGGAUUCUACAUUUGAACAAAAAUAUGCAUGUGAGAGCAUGAAGGAAAACUCUCCUGAAGAGGUGCCCAGGUCAUGCUUUUUCCAGGAAGGAGGUUUUGGGGGAAUAACUUUCAUCCGAAAGGAAGCACUUCCUAAAAUGAUGAGCCAAGAAUAUAAUUUUGAGAAGAGGUUGCUUUUGACCUCAAGCCUUGUUACUCAUCUCAGGGUUUCUACAGAAGAUAGUCUACAUCAGUGGGAGACAAGUAGCAUACACACCAAUGAGAUUUCAAACCAAAGUAAAUGCUCAACCCUCUCCAUUCUGAAAAAGUCUUGGAAAUGUAACGAAUGUGGAAAAACAUUUACUCAGAGCUCAUCCCUUACUCAACAUCAGAUAACUCAUACUGGAGAGAGACCCUAUGUAUGUGAGGAAUGUGGGAAAGCCUUUAGUUGUAGUUCAUUCCUUGUCCAGCAUCAAAGAAUUCACACCGAAGUGAAACCAUACAGAUGUGAGCAAUGUGGGAAAACAUUUCGUUGUCGAUCAUUUCUUACUCAGCAUCAAAGAAUCCACACUGGAGAGAAACCUUAUAAAUGCAAUGAAUGUGGGAAUUCCUUCCGCAAUCAUUCACAUCUCACUGAACAUCAGAGAAUUCACACUGGAGAGAAACCUUAUAAAUGUAAUAGGUGUGGCAAGGCAUUCAAUCAGAAUACACACCUCAUUCAUCAUCAGAGAAUCCACACUGGUGAGAAACCUUACUCAUGCACUGAAUGUGGCUCUUCUUUUCGUAAACACUCAAAUCUUAUACAACAUCAGAGAAUUCACACGGGGGAAAAACCCCAUAAAUGUGAUGAUUGUGGGAAAACUUUUCAAACAAAGGCAAAUCUUUCUCAGCAUCAGAGAAUUCAUACUGGAGAGAAACCCUAUAAAUGUAAGGAAUGUGGAAAAGCUUUUUGUCAGAGUCCAUCCCUUAUUAAACACCUGCGAAUUCAUACUGGAGAGAAACCUUAUAAAUGUAAAGAAUGUGGCAAAGCUUUUACUCAGAGUACCCCACUCACGAAACAUCAGAGAAUUCACACAGGGGAGAGACCCUACAAAUGCAGUGAAUGUGGUAAAGCUUUCAUUCAGAGCAUUUGUCUUACUCGGCAUCAGAGAAGUCACACUGGAGAAAAACCUUAUAAAUGCAAUGAAUGUGGGAAAGGGUUCAAUCAGAAUACCUGCCUCACUCAGCACAUGAGAAUUCACACUGGAGAGAAGCCCUAUAAAUGUAAAGAAUGUGGGAAAGCCUUUGCUCAUAGCUCAUCUCUUACUGAACAUCAUAGAACUCACACUGGUGAGAAGCUCUUUAAAUGUAGUGAGUGUGAGAAAACCUUCCGCAAGUAUGCACACCUUAGCGAACAUUACAGGAUUCACACUGGUGAGAAGCCUUAUGAAUGCAUUGAAUGUGGAAAAUUCUUCAGACAUAGUUCAGUGCUUUUCAGACAUCAGAAACUUCACAGUAGUGAAUGAACCUGGCAUUAGGUAAUGGCAGUUUCUCAAACAGUGGCUAGGAAUCUGGCUGAGGAGUGGGGGCAGGUAUAGUUCCUGGAAGGAAGGAUGAAAUAGCCUUAAAUGCUGCCCUCAUUAGAGUAUUUCCAGAAAUAUUUGUGGGGGCUUGGAGAAUGCAGAGCCUACUCCAGGUGGGCAUCUGGGAGUACCGGGUAGAAAGGAAGUUCCUUCUUUUCAGAUAAAUCCUUGUUGCUUGCCACUCCUCUCUUCUCAUGUGACUCUCAUACCUUGAAGUGCCAUUUGUUAAGUUAGUGUUUGUCGUUCCCUUACUACACUCACCUAUCUUCCCAAAUUGUCAUGUAUGUUCACUCACCAGUUGGCUUAGAUGCUUUUCUAAACACUGUCAUUUUGAAAGUGGCAGCAGUUUGAGGUAGUGCUAAGUAGCCUCUAAAUUUCUGAGGCAGCUCUGACCAUGUUACUGUGGGGGAAGCUGCUCAGCCUGUGGAAGUGGUCCCAUAAAGGGGAGACAGAAACAAGUGAAAGACGGUCCAUAUUCAUUUACCAGUAAGGAGAACCAAGAACGGGUGAUCUCAACAUAUACGUUGGUAAAGAAGGCUUUUAUCAGAAUGAGGGAGAUCUUUCCUGAUCCUAUUAAGCUGAAGAAAGAAAUAGGUCAAGAGAGUCUUUUCUUGAAUGAUGCCAUUUCUGGAAGGGAGUCAUAUUUGCUAAGAAGGCCAUGGGGAGGAAGGGCCAACCUCUGUUCCAGAGGAACAGUAGCUUAUCCAGGAUGGAAAUGGCCUGUGCUUGGCUAGUGAUCAUAAGCCACAGAGCAAGAAACCUGCUUAUGCCUGAGCAAGCCAUCGGCAUACCACUGGCCUAGACAGAGGUGUACACCUUUCUCUUGAGCUUAUAAAUGUGGCUGGGUUACUGGUUCACAGGGAAUCGGGGAGAGGAACCCACUAAGAUUAACUGUCUAAACCAAGUGGGAUUUGACUCAGUUUGUUUGCCUUUAAGGAGAAGAAAGCGUUAGCGAAGAAGGAAGACAGCCUUUUAGAUUGGCCGGAGUUGGGGGAUGCUGCACCAGACCUAAUGAAAGUGUUGGUCACUAGUUGGGAGGGCUAGGUUUCAUGUAAUUAUGCCACUGGUGGUAUAAUACAGAUUUGUUAGAUCUCAGGUGUUUCUAAUUUUAUUGGGCAUAUGUUGUCCUGGAUAUUUACCCUUAGGUACAGAUUAGGAGUAUCUAGGGCAGUGAUGGCGAACCUAUGACAUGCAUGUCAGAGGUGACACGCGAACUCAUUUUUUUGGUUGAUUUUUCUUU
Molecule: messenger RNA, 5480 nt
Organism: Myotis lucifugus (little brown bat)
Lineage: Eukaryota; Metazoa; Chordata; Mammalia; Chiroptera; Vespertilionidae
Product: zinc finger protein 502
Exons: 4
Coding region: 2528-4183 (551 amino acids)
Biological process (GO): central nervous system development; regulation of transcription by RNA polymerase II
Cellular component (GO): nucleus
Molecular function (GO): RNA polymerase II cis-regulatory region sequence-specific DNA binding; DNA-binding transcription activator activity, RNA polymerase II-specific
Source: RefSeq, a predicted model, not a curated record